Molecule: messenger RNA, 5046 nt
Organism: Letharia lupina
Lineage: Eukaryota; Fungi; Ascomycota; Lecanoromycetes; Lecanorales; Parmeliaceae
Exons: 8
Coding region: 1-5046 (1681 amino acids)
Biological process (GO): metal ion transport; transmembrane transport
Cellular component (GO): membrane
Molecular function (GO): metal ion transmembrane transporter activity
Source: RefSeq, a predicted model, not a curated record
AUGGCAUUCGAUGAGAACGCCUCUGUCGGCACGGAGACCGGUGAAAGCAUACCUCAAAAGCCUCCAGUGACAAAAGUCAACCUAUGCGGCCUCGAGGGUGUCGAACGGCUCGUCGUACCCUCAGACAAAAGUACUCGAUCUUUCAUACCUUUUGGAGUUGAUGGCACAUUGGUGAUAAUAAGUCCAUAUGGAGAGGUUUUAAGGAUGUCAAAAUAUAUUGCUGAUGACAAUCCUCGCGUGAUCUGUCUCAGCAGCCCUGGAAUCAGUAUGGACAGACGUUAUCUGAAUGGACUUGGUGCUAGGAUGCAAAGGCGAGCGCAAAUACGAAAGAGUGGACUCAGCAUUCGCCUAAUGGCCGAUUCAAAAGUCGAAGACCCAAUCAAGACACCACUCGAAUGGAUCAACGGUCGCUGGCCAUGCAUUCACUAUGAGAUCGACGGUGUUCUCGUCUCGGUUCUCUUCACAGUGAAUGAAGGGGUCCUGUCACAGCAAUUUUCCAUCGAGAACCCUUCUAAUGAGAAUAAAGCCGUCCGCUUUGCGCUUCAGAUCCGAGGUGCAAUAGUCAGAACCCUGCGCGUCGCACAUGGCCGGUGGGCAAACCCUGACGAAGACGACACUUUUCCGGAUGAGUCGGAACCUCUGCUUCGGCCAAACGCAAGUGGCCCAUACAAUAUAGUAGAGAGAGAGCGUGAAAGAAGUCCUGAUGAGCCCUUGCAACAAGAUGGUAUUACCGUAACAAAUGCCGUAAAAGGCGAGGCUGUGAUCGCAGUCUUCCACAAUGACGGACUCCUCCAAUUGGAUGGUACAGCUUCGGUUCCUAUCCGUAAUCCUUAUGAUACUGACAGCGAUGAUGAGGAUAGCGACGGCCUAAAUGGCGACACCCAAAGCAAGUCUGACCAAACAGCCCCGUCAGCUUCUUCCGGAGUCCUUCGGAUUCCCUCCAAAGGGGUUCAAAAGCUUGUCUUGCAAUACAAAUUGCAAUCCCAUAGCGGUGAAGAGCCUCGGAGUCCAAAUCGUCUGGAUGUGGAGACUUUCCUGAAGACUGACCAGUCCAGAAAUUGGUCUUUCAAGGAAGACCAUGAAUUCAACUCAAUUUUCAGAAGGUAUCUCGAACACAUCUUGUGUCUUUGCCUGGUUGAUGUUACGCCUGGCCCAGGCGAAGAACGUCGCAUCCCAUUCAUGAACGACAUCACGUUGGAGUCAGAAUCGACACCGCUUGGAGAUUUCUAUAUUUUCCGUUAUCUCCUGUUCAUGUACCAACUCUUAAAGACAGAUAAUUAUAUCUCCACACAUCUCAUAUGUCAGAAUCGGGACAAAGAUGCCUCGAGCUUUGAGAAAGCUGAAUUGCAAGCUCGCAUCAAGGAAGCCUGUAUAGGGCAUUUGCGGUGGUGCUUCGAAGAGAGUGUCUUUCUGGCCCGUCAGAGCUGGCCUGCUUCUCCAAGGACAGAAAGUGACAACAACGAACUAGACGAGUCACCGAGUGCGCAGUUCUUUGUUGGAAGCUUACAAAUGCUCAAGCUGUCCGAAUUCUCUCGAGUCUUCGAAGGAGAAGGGAAGCUGGUGAAGGCAUGUUUACAAAUGGGAACUAAGUUGUGGCUUGACGCGCUGGAUACAGAACGAGAUGAGAGGUCGAGACUAUGGUACAAAGACACUAGGAAGACCUAUAUCGCAUGGGGGGGCCGUCGCGGAGAGGGUUCGGAAUGGCUCCAUUUUCCGGAAUAUCGGUUAGGAGAUCUCAUCUACACCUGGAAGGCUCUCAAGUCCCUAGAAGCUAUGUCGGUUGAAUUCAAAGAUGAUACAAACGACUCACCAGACACUCUGGAACGACUGGAGGACUUGAAGUUACGAGCCCACGACGUACGAGAAACCAUUCUGCAGUGCUUUGCAUAUCAACCUCAAGACGCUCGUUCUACUAAUAGUAAUCAUAUAGUCGAUCGUUCGAACCGGCGAGAUCCUGAACAUGCUGUGGCAAAGAACGGAUCAGCUCCCGUGUCUUUUGCCAUUGCUGUACGGCGGUCUCGCGAGAGGGACAGACGACUAUUCUAUGCCAAAGACUCAAUGCUUCACGAUGGUAUCACGUGGGAUUUUUUCAAGAAUGACAUCCAAUUCGAGGCGUACAGCGCAAAGAAUGAGCCCACAAAGGUGGAUGUACAGCUUUCAUGGCAGAACACAAUGCAGGCACAAGGCAUUGACCAUGAGACCACCUGGAAGAAACCACUUCGGUAUGCAUUGGCCAUUAUAAUGGCGAGUCAUCAUAUAUCCUUGGACGACUCCAAAUCUCCAGACGAGCUUGCAGAGCUUUCUUGGAAGAGGCUUCCCAGAUGUGUUAUGUCUCAUGGGCUAUUUGCUAAUCAGCUGGACCGGGACACAAAGCUUCCACGAAUGUUGAGACCCUUGUACUCUUCUGACAAACCACACAGUCCUUGGGCGACAUGGGAGCUAGCGACACUGAUGUUGGUCAGAAGGUUCAAGAAUUUGGAUCUCGAGAUAUUAAAAGAUGUAACGCUCCCAGUCCCACGCGAAGAAUCUGCGUCUCAAGAUGAGGAUGUUGAUACCAAGCGAGGAACUACAGAGAGGAAAACAAUGUCUUUUCAGCCGCCAGACGGUAGUAUCUCUGAGAAAAUGAGGUCUGCCCUGAUGAAAAAGGUUGUUCUAGAGAAGAGGAGAACAAGCUCCCACAAGAAGGUGGACUUCAAGCAGGUGUCUGACCCAAAAGAGAGACGGGCAAAAGAAUGGUUGUAUCCCUACCCGGACUUCAUCACUAAGCGGCCUCCUUACGACUCCAUGAAGGAAGAAUACGAUGGAAUGGAGCACCGUCUCGAGAUCGAUCUUCAGAAUCGCCUAACUGAUAGUCAUCGAACGAAGUUCAAAAGUAUAUUAGCCAGAGGGUUUGAGAAGUGGAGCCAGGAAAAAUCAUUUAGCGCUGGCAACUACAGCGCUGUUGUUGUCAACGUAGGUCAACACAAACGAAACGACCCCGAUAUUGACUGGUAUGAUGCGGAAGACCUAGACGGUCACCUUCGUCGAGCUCGCAGCAUACGUGACGCUAAGAAGAGGUUUCACUUUUUCCAACUGGCCAACAUGGAAGAGAAAUCGCGUACCUAUAUACCAGAAGACCCCCGUAACGAGGAAAAUCUUGAAGAAGAAGCAAGGAGUGAUCAUGUCUGUGACAGGCAUCAACGAGCCUUCCCCCAGAUAUUCAAGGGCUCGAAACGCGCUUUUCUCAAAAAAGCGUCACUGAGUUAUCGUUUCGUUGGAGAUAUGGGUGACAAAUUCUGGACCGGCUAUCUAUUGACCCAUCUUCCCGCAGAUUCGGAGAUUCUCCCGAAACCCGAUGAUUACUAUGGCUUUAGAGAUAUACAAGAAUGGUUUCAUGAAGACAGGAAGAUAGACCAGAGGAAGGUUCUUGAGCCCUUCCUCGUGGAGAAGAUGGUGGCCGAGCUGUUUCAAAGCACCGAUAAAAUUCUCAAAACUAUUGACGAUUGGCUCAAUCCAGAGAUAGAUGUCUCGGAAGACGGAAAGGCAUUGACUCAGCCGAAAGUUUCCAAGGCCGAUGACCGAUUCGUGGAUGUACAAUAUAAUCGGUCCGCCAUCUGUCUUGACCUUGACGCUACCCUUCGUAUACUUCGUCGUCUAUCCAAAGCAAACGUUGACUCUCUCAGCCAAUGGGCCAAGCGGGAACAAACCCGAAGUUUUCAACCACGGUGGUCUGAGAAGGACGAAUUCAAAUUUCGAGAGCUGAUCGACUUUCAGAAACGACGUGCCGAGCAACAAAUCUCUCGGGUAAAUGACCAAUUCCGACGGAUUCAGGAUUCCAUCGAGCAAGUCAGAACUCAUCGGCAAGAGCUGAUCAACAAUAUCAAUCUUGCUGAAUCGCGGACUGCAGCACAUGAGUCGGAAAACAUUCGAAUAUUUACCUACGCCACGGUGAUCUUUUAUCCGCUGAGCUUCGUCGCAAGUCUUUUCAGCAUGCAAGGCCCGCCCAACCACAUCACGACUCCGCUCUUCCUUCAAGCUACUGCGAUUGCAUUGGUGAUCACGCUACUGAUGGUUUUCAAUGCUGAAAUUCUUGCAUGGCCAAUUCGAAGACUCAGGUACAUCGUAAGCCGCAGUGCACGAGAAAGAAUGGGGAGAACACCCAACACAUUCCCAGUGACUUGGGAAAAGACUCUGGAUCACAUCAAAGAUGCUGAAGAGCAUGACAUCUUACACGAUCAUGAAAUGCCGAAAUGGCCGAGGAGCAAAUUCGUUUAUCUUCUAUUCUUGGUCGUCUACUUCUUCGUUGACUUUCCAGCAUCUCGUAUUGUGCUCGCAUACGAAUCAGUCACGAAAUCUGAGGCCAGUUCUCCAUAUCAUGCCACCCUAGCUAUUGUGCGGAUUUUCAUUGCACUCAUAUUAUCGCCAGUGUUCGUGGUCUCUUGGACUAUCUUGGUAAUCUGGAGCUUACUCUGCUGGACCCUGACCAAGGUCUGGACAGUGCCACUCAGACGAUGGAACGAGGUCCAAGAACAGAGUAACAAAAAGCAGAAUGAUCACCUCAGGGAGAAAUUCGAAGCUGACGCCAAAGCCGAAGCCGAGGCGGAAGCCAAGGCCAAAGAAAAGGCCAAAGAGCAGGACGGAGCGAAAGACGAUGACCGGGAAUCGACAGACCCUGUUCCGCGGGGAGAGAAAACAAAUAAGAAGGAAAAGCCAAAGACGGUGGAUGAGCGCAUCGAUGACACGCGCAAGAAAGAACGUAAGGAGAAGGAUGAUCGGAUCCGGCAGCACGUCAAGCUGCUCAUCAAUCCUCCGGAGCUUUACGAGCGCAUGGAGCACAACGCUUUAAGGUUGAGGAGAAAGAAAAAACGAGAGGGCGAAGACGACACCACGUCUUCUCGUACAUCUCGCAAGGCGAGCGCGACGGACCUGCUCCCGAGUGAUGAGAACGGCGCCGUAUCCGCGACACAAAACCACAAUCCAGUGCGCAGAUCAGUGUGGCGCCUCAUAUUCGGCAGGCCUGAGAGAAAACAGGACGACGAAAGGUUGGUGGAAGGACGAGACAAGUAG